Molecule: messenger RNA, 1492 nt
Organism: Scylla paramamosain (green mud crab)
Lineage: Eukaryota; Metazoa; Arthropoda; Malacostraca; Decapoda; Portunidae
Product: coiled-coil domain-containing protein 130 homolog
Exons: 7
Coding region: 154-1368 (404 amino acids)
Biological process (GO): mRNA splicing, via spliceosome
Cellular component (GO): post-mRNA release spliceosomal complex; U2-type spliceosomal complex
Source: RefSeq, a predicted model, not a curated record
CGCAAAAAAAAAACCGAGAAUAGUUGUUCACACUAUCAAGAUCAAGAGCUAAAUGGCUGAUGAUGACCAUGACUCCACGGAACGUAAAUAAAACUCGCAGCUGACAGACGGAGGAGUCUUCUUCCUGCACAGGUCUGCCUCAAGUACAGCAAGAUGGGUGAGAGGAAAGGCGUCAACAAGUACUACCCCCCCGACUAUGACCCAAGCAAGGGGGGGCUCAACAAGUUCCAGGGCACGCAUGCCUUGCGGGAGCGUGCCCGGAAGCUGCAUCUCGGCAUCCUCAUCAUCCGCUUUGAGAUGCCGUACAACAUCUGGUGUGAGGGAUGCAAUAACCACAUUGGCACCGGGGUGAGGUACAAUGCAGAGAAGAAGAAGGUGGGCAUGUACUACUCCACCCCUGUCUACCAGUUCAGGAUGAAAUGCCACUUGUGUGACAACCACUUUGAAAUCAAGACGGAUCCAGCAAACCUUGAUUAUGAGAUAGUGAGUGGAGCACGGCGGCAGGAGAGGAGAUGGGACCCCACGGAGAACGAACAAGUGGUGCCGGAGGACAAGGAGGUGACGCGCAAGAUGGCAGUGGAUGCUAUGUACAAGCUGGAGCAUGGUGUGGGGGACAAGGCCAAGGCAAAGGAGGUGGACCCGGUGUUGAAGGACCUGGAGGAGUUUCAGGCAACACGGUGGCAUGAUGACUAUAGCUCAAACCAGGCACUCAGGGCAAGGAUGAGAAAAAAGCGUGAGGAAGCCAAAAGCCAAGCAGAGAAAGAUUCGGCCCUCAACUUGUCUGUUCCUCUCCUCCCACCCACUGCUGAAGAUGCCAAGAUUGCAAAGCUUCUACAGUUUACUCAGUCCAAGUCAUCUGAGCAGCUUAGGAAGGAGAAGAGAGCCAUCAUCGACGCCCGGUCUGUCUUCACAAAGCUCAAGACAAAGAAGGUUUCCCAGAAGACCAAGAAGGCACUGGCCAGGCAGCAGCUUCACAGCAUCAUGUCCCAUUCGCAAAAGACCUUCAGUAACUUUAAAAACCCUUAUGGAGGUCCUACUUUGGGGAUCAUUCAUAAGAAAUCGACCUUAGAAAGAGAAUCAAAGUCAAAGAAGGAAUCAGAAUCAUUAUCAGCUCCAGAAAGAGAGUCAGAAAGAUCAGAGGAAGAAUUAGAAUCCGUAUUAACCUCAAGGAGAGAGUCGGAGGUGUUGAGUAUGGAGUCAGAGGGUACCAGCACAAGCACAAGUAUUAAUGGAUCACAGGAAGGAACUUGUAGUGAAGUGCCAACAGUAGAGAAACAGAGUUGUAGUUCUGAAGCAACAGGAAGCAGAAAUAACACAAGUUUGGUGAGUUAUGACAUGAGUACAAGUGAUAGUGAUGAUGCAAGUUAGUGAAUGCUCUGGAUAUAAAAUUGGGUUUAUUAUUACAAUAGAUUAUUGAGAUCUGUAGUUAAGACAGCUCUAUGAUCAAUAUUAUUUAUACUAUUAAUAAAUAUUUUUUGCUGGGAAGUAAGAA